UUAAAAAGAAAAAAACUGCCACGCUUGCACAACUUCACUUCUCAGCUGUGCUUCUGCAAGUGCACUUAGACUUUUCUGACGAGCCAGAAACUCUCGGUUUCAUUAAUGAUUCUGUUCCAUUAAUGCCUGCAUGUGAGGCAUUCAAGUACCUACCAGGGGGAGCUGAGCCUAGGAUGGACACUGGUUUGGUCCCUUUUUUGCGUUCGUCACUGAGCCUGUCUGUCAGCACUUGUGACAUAUUAUAGACUUCACGUUGUGAAAUCUGUUCGACUAAAUCAGCUGAAGCUUGCAGCUCAACUUUUCCCCCCCGAAUUUUCUGGAAGUGCAUUUCAUCUGAACCCAACAUGCGCCCCGUUCCAUACGGACUCAGCUAUCUGUUUCUCCACAUAUUUACGUUUUGCUACUAUGCUCAGGUAACCAAUCAGUCCCCGCCUAAUUUCACGCAGCAUGUAAGCGAGCAGAGCAAAGUGACGGACCGUGUGAGCCGCAGGUUGGUCCGGAUCUAUCAGCUCUACAGCCGAACCAGCGGUAAACAUGUGCAGAUCCUCCCCAAUAAGAAGAUCAACGCCAUGGCCGAGGAUGGAGAUGUGCACGCUAAACUCAUUGUGGAAACGGACACAUUUGGAAGCCGUGUGCGCAUCAGAGGCGCUGAGACGGGAUUCUACAUUUGCAUGAACAAAAGAGGGAAGCUCAUCGGCAAGAAAAAUGGACAAGGUCGCGACUGCAUCUUCACAGAGAUUGUGCUGGAGAACAACUACACGGCGCUGAAGAAUGCCCGCUACGAAGGCUGGUACAUGGCUUUCACUCGACGUGGGCGUCCACGAAAAGGCUCCAGAACGCGACAGCAUCAACGUGAGGUCCAUUUCAUGAAAAGGCUGCCUAAAGGACAGCAGCCCCCCACCCAAGCCACCAUCGGCCUUUUGACUUCCUUCACUACCCCUUCAAUCAAAGGACUAAGCGGACAAGAUGCUCAUCUGAACACUGAAGAGCAGAAACCCAUGAACUGUUGACAAACUCUUCUGCUCUCAAAAAAGAAAACCUCUAGAGACAUUUUUAUACCCAACAUUACUAUAUCUUAAUAUGUAAGUUGUUUUCUAUUUUUCUCAUGGUAAAAAAAGCUGUAAAUAGACAAAAUACACAAGAAAUCUAUUUUUGUACUCCUGACUUUUAGUACUGAUGGGGAAAAAAGACAAAGUUAAGUUUGUAGAUAUAGAUGCACACAACUCUUUGACUUAUCAGGGCCAUCUUAGUAGAGUGCAUUAAGUGUACAUUUGGUUGUGUCAUUUUGACCAAUGGAAUUGUUGGAUUUUAGACUUGAAGGGCCCUGAUCCUGAUCCAGAGACAUAAACUGUCCAUCACUGUGUUGGAUGGUGGUCCUUCAGUAAACUGAACCACAUGGUGUAGUAACACUGCAUCGUUCAGCUACACCAUGGAUGGGAUCACAUCUAUGUGUCUCACAGUAUGGAAGCAAAUUGAGCUUUAAGAGUUUCUGAUGGAACAAUGUGGCAGCUACAUUUGAUAUUCACAGGUUUCCUGUUUUGACUAUAUAAUUGAACUGUAGUGUAAGAAC
This is a messenger RNA of Sphaeramia orbicularis (orbiculate cardinalfish), 1570 nucleotides long. RefSeq names its product fibroblast growth factor 8a (gene fgf8a). Lineage: Eukaryota; Metazoa; Chordata; Actinopteri; Kurtiformes; Apogonidae. The record is from RefSeq and is a predicted model, not a curated record. Gene Ontology annotation, molecular function: growth factor activity.